CCUCUCUUCCGCUCUUCCAAAAACAAAGUUUCCACUACUAGUAGUUGCCAGCAGAAAUUUUCCUAGGAAUCGAAAUGCUAACAAACAUCUGAAAGUACUGAUGAUUCUUAUCUAACUAGGAACACGUCUGAUUGAUUUACUGAGGGACGGUCAAGGCAAACUGGCAGGCGCUCAAUUUCAAAUGAUACUGGCUACAGAACGGAUAAUAACUAGCUUGAUUUUGUGUUUUAUACGUAGGGGUUACCAUGGAAUCACGUCGAGUACGUUAUUCUGAACAGCAUUUACGAUUUCGUGCGCAGUUGAUUUCACAUCUUUUCUUAAUAAACAUUUACAUGUUUUUGCUAGGACGCAGAAACAUGUUGCGGAGGAUUUUGCUCAGCGAUAUUGCUAUUACUGCUUAUUAUUGAAGCUAGGUUCCCGUGAUCAUUUAUGCUACGUAGACAGAACUAAAGUCUUUAGAUCCAAUUUAUGGUUUUUGUUGUGAUUCAAGAAAAUCCACCUGUUUAGAUUUCGGGUUGAGUCCGGUUUUCUUCGUUUGAACAAAGCAUUAACGCUACGCCCGUCAAACAUGUCUGAGGUUGCCGCCUGUUGUUAGUAAAAUUUUCAGGAACGCUGAAGGCAACACUUUUAGUGAUCGUCUUGGAAAUGUCAAGAUAAAUUUGUUCUUCUCGGAUGUAACCAGCUAAGCCUAAAAGAGAGGAAAUUUCUGGCAUUAGCAACAUCUCGCUUUUCAAAAGAAGUAAGACAUUUUCGAGAAUUAAAUUUGUGAAGUUACGGAGAUCGGAACACUUGCCUGCUCUGGCACAUAGCUAAUUCGCAGGAAACGAGGACACGGAGUGAAAUUGGCAGCAUAUUUUGCAUCAAAUUUGGUUGGACGAGAAACAAACGUGCAUAAGAUGAACUUCUACUGAAACAGAUCCCCAACAGCAAGCAAUAGUUUAAGCAGCAUUGUCAUAUUGGUGCUAUAUCACUGAUAUCUGGUCAACCAAGCCCAAUUGGAAAACACAAUGGAAGUAUUAAGAGAUUGUCAAUCUCCUAUCGAGAUGAACUCUUUUGAAGUUGAUAUGAAUUCGAAAUCUGGUAGAAUAUCGCCCGAGAGGCAGGCAAUGAUACCUUCGCAUGAAACAAAGAAUUCUCUAAACAACAACAGCAAUCAUUCGAACAAUGCUGAAAAAAAUCCAAAUGAAGUGGAAGCUGAGUUGGGCUUCUUCAAUCAUUUCGUGGCAUUCCUCUGUAUCAUUGUCAUGCUGCUAACCUUUCCUUUGUCGCUCCUGUUUUGCAUAAAGGUAACCCAGGAAUAUGAAAGAGCUGUUAUUUUUCGACUCGGGAGAGUUCUGCCAGGAAGUGCCAAAGGUCCAGGUUUGCUUUUUGUGUUACCUUGCAUUGACGAGAUGGCAAAAGUCGACCUUCGCACAGUCACAAUCAACAUUCCACCACAGGAAGCCCUGACAAGGGACAGCGUUACUGUGACCGUAGAUGCUGUUGUCUAUUUCUUCAUAAAAGAGGCGAAGCGCUCGGUUACCAAGAUCAGAAAUGCAGCAGGAUCUACAAAACUCCUCGCUCAAACAACGCUUAGGAAUAUGAUAGGCACUAAGACGCUGGCUGAAGCUUUACUAGAUCGAGAAGAUGUCAGCCGACAGAUGCAGGCCAUAUUGGAUGAGGCAACAACACCUUGGGGAGUGAAAGUUGAAAGAGUUGAGAUAAAAGACUUGCGAUUGCCACAACAUCUGCAAAGAUCAAUGGCCGCAGAGGCAGAGGCAGCAAGAGAAGCCAGUGCUAAGGUUGUUGCUGCAAACGGAGAAUUGAAAUCAGCAAUGUCAUUGAAAGAAGCUUCAAAGAUCAUCUCUCAGUCUUACGCAGCGAUCCAGCUUCGAGUUCUUCAGACUCUUACGACAAUAUCAACUGAAAAGAAUUCAACAGUUGUUGUUCCAAUACCAGCGCAUCUUCUGACGAACUAGCGUGUCUACAUGAGAAGGACACAAGGAGCAAAAUGUAAAUUUGGGAUCCCAAGGCUAGGGUUUCACUAAACCUCCUGUGAAAAAGGGGAAAACAAGAAUUUGCCCAAGAUUAAUACAAUCUCAACUUUAUUUUUACCACCUCAACAUUGUACUAUCAGAAACGUAAAUGGACAUACAUGUACUUUUAAAAUACUUUGCCAACUUAUGAACAAACCUCAAAGAAAAUGCUCAAUAAAAAGAGACGGUCUCCCCCCUUCAAGGGGAUUCGUCUCGAAAAAAACCACCCCUUUCUCAUCUGUUUCGCCCUUUGAGGAUGAUAGCAGCUCUUUUCAAAGACAGCAGGUCUAUGCUGAACUGAACAUGAUUUCUGUUGUUAUUCGAGAAGCUUGCAAUUUAUAACUGAGUAACAAAACUAAGAACUCUACGUGAUGCACAAUAAUCAGUCCAAAUUCAGGAUAGUUGGAAAUUUCUAGAAGCUUCUGCACGAUCCUUAAUUGGCUAAGAAUAGAGCAGCAAGCCAUCUACUCGCACCAUGCGUCCUAAACUGUGCUACUAAUUACGAAAGUCGUGAGCUUACCUAUAUAAUCAGCAAUUUGCGAAACUGUUGAGUGCAUGUUCCCAACAAUGUUUAAACAUCUAAUGUUUAAAUUAAGAUUGAAAUGCAAAAGAAAUUAAGGAAAAAUCAUGUAGAAAAAAGAAACCAGACUGACUAAGCAAAUCUUAGUGUUAAUAACUGUAUAUUAUUGUUAUCUGUUCGAUGUUACAAAAUGUA
Rhopilema esculentum is the source of this 2730-nucleotide messenger RNA. Its product is annotated as band 7 protein AGAP004871. Lineage: Eukaryota; Metazoa; Cnidaria; Scyphozoa; Rhizostomeae; Rhizostomatidae. Gene Ontology annotation, cellular component: plasma membrane. The record is from RefSeq and is a predicted model, not a curated record.